This is a messenger RNA of Lentinula edodes (shiitake mushroom), 3084 nucleotides long. RefSeq lists its product as uncharacterized. Lineage: Eukaryota; Fungi; Basidiomycota; Agaricomycetes; Agaricales; Omphalotaceae. Gene Ontology annotation, molecular function: DNA binding. Bases 101 to 2986 code for a protein of 961 amino acids. The record is from RefSeq and is a predicted model, not a curated record. The transcript is spliced from 3 exons.
GAUGAAUCUAAAAGGUCGAUCAAGUCUAGAAAGUUUGAAUUUUUGAUUUCAACUUGUUUCCCUCCCCCCAUCUUUCCCUCCGUUUUCCGUUCCUUGGUGAAUGGAGCCCCAGCAUAUAGUCACGAGAACCCGCACAAUCAAGCCCUCUGUACGCCUUAGACAGAGCCCUGACCCCUCCAAAACACGCCCAGCUACUACAGAAUACCCUAUAUUUCCUCUGCCACACGUUGCUCUACACCCUGAUGACUCUGCAAGCAAGGUCUUGCUCGCCAUAGGGAGAAGUUUCAUGUCGGUCGAUAAUAAAGCAAUGACAAUCAAGGACUUGUCAGAGAUGACCAUGACUAUGGGUUACAAUUGCCUAAAUGUCUCCGCUGCGUCUCAAGCAAUCACGACUUAUAUUCGAGCUCAUCUACAACGCUGCGAAGUACAACAAGAUCAACCAUUACUGCUUAAACAUGUGCUCUCAGGCACUGCAGCUGACGAUGACUUAUUGCCCGCCUUGUAUUCGACAUGUGGUGGCGCAUCCUCGUCGACUGAGUCUCGAGCCACUAAUUUUCGGCGAGGGACUGUCGUUUGGUACUUAAGUCGAUCCACAGGCGCGCCAUGUCCUUUUGCCCGUGCUGGCAUUCGACUUUGCGAUUACGUGGACCUUGGCGCGUCUCAGACUACGCUCAAGAAGCACAUAGAUCCUCAGCAGUGUGGGCAGAAACGAAAGCGUCGAUCAACUAGGGAAUGUGUUCUGAAGAACUCGGCUCUUCUAGAGCAGUCACGUGAAUCGACUCGCUCAUUGUCACCGCUCUCCUCCAUCGUCGAUAGCGAAGUUAGUGAAGACUCGGAUGUAUCCCCAGACAUUGACGAGCCACCUCCAGUCAAGGUCAAACUUACACUCAAACUCCCUCCGCUAACACGUGUUAGGAUGGAGGCCGCGCUGGCUAAAUCACCUCAAGAAAGUCCAGUCUCUUACCGUCGUUCACCGUCGGUGCCUUACUCCGUCGCUUCUAUCGCAUCGCCACCACCAGAAUCUGAUAAUGAAGAGGAGGAUAGUGGUAGCGAUGAUGAUAAUGAUAAUGGGUCAUCAACAGGAAGGGAAAUCGAUAUUUCAAUGGAUGUCGACGAUACAUCAGUUGAUGAGGAAAUACUGCCUGAAGACCUUGAUGAUGACGAGGCUCAAUUUUCUGACGAGUGGGACGACGACAAUGAUGAGGAGGUUAGCACCACCUGGGAGUCUCCUGGUCCUCGCUCCCCGUCAGCUCAGCCACCCGCUUUUAGAGUUAAAGAAGAGCCGCGGGACGUGCAAGGAUUAUUGGAUCAAUGGGAAUAUGAUUUGGAUCUGAAAGAGCCGCUUGUGAAAUCAGAGGAUGCUUCUCUUCCAACAUGGGAUUGGGAUUGGGAAUCUGGUUACCACAGUUACAUUGCUCCUUCUUCCUCUCCUUCUAAUAAUUCAUCUGCUUCCAUGUCUCCAAUACAGUCUCGGAUCAAACAAGAAGAUGAGUUUGAUCUCUCCCUCUCUUUCUCUGGACCAGCAUUUACCAAUUGGAGGCAAUCUGCUACACUCUCGCCCACCACCCCAUUUGGUUUUACCUUUGGUGACGAGUCUGAUGUGUUUCCUAUAUCGCCUUCUGCUUUCCCUAUAUCGCCUGCAUCUCCUACCCCAGAUUAUAGAACUCUCCGGCCACGUGCACGUACUGUUCCUUCACUAUCCUUAGGCGGAUUUUUGCCUGGACAGACUCCAGAAACUCCAUCUCGACCCACGGAUCCUCCAAUUACUCACAGCCUCUCAUCGUUAGUCCAUUCGUUUUCAUUGAAUCCUCUGGAUGACUGCUCUCCGCUUACGACAUUUGUCUUUGACCGGCUCUCCUCGGAACCUGAAGAAACUGAAUCUGCUUCGGAGCUAUCUACGGCCAAAGAACAACCUCCACCGUGUAUCUCCCCUAACGACAUCCGUAUUGGCUUGAACGCACCAGAAUCUGUUGUAGUGAACACAUGCGAACCAUGUCUCCCCCAGAUCGUCGCAACGCAUGUAGAAGGUAUUGCUGUUUAUCAAUCAUCCCUGGGACCGCAUACCCUGCUCAGACGCAUCGAUACCGACUUUGUCAAUCUCACACCGAUAAUCAAAUAUGCUCAAACUCCGUAUCCUAUAUCUGCUAUAUCGGGCGCUACGACAGUCACUAAAGGCAGACAGGAAGUUCAAGGUGUCUGGGUUCCUCUCGAGGCUAUGCGACUCUAUGCACAGGAUUGUAUAACGAACAGGCCAUCAACUUCUUCCCCGGAUCCUGUUGCCAUCCUUGAUAUCUUUCUUUCUGAUUCACUCGUUGAGCGUUUCCCGACCGCUCUUCGGGAAUUCGUGCGAACCACCAGGGCUAACCUGACUAAUAAUGGCACAGUGGGAAAACAGUUUGGUAAGAGCUUUGGUGGUGACAGCGCUUCGUCGGCGUCUCCCUCUGGAACCCCCAAUCCUACGGUGAUGGCCGCUGCGGCUGCAAAGGACCGAAUGCCCAUCCACGAACAACCAUUUUUCCCUCCUUUGCUGUCAUGUGGUAUAUCCAUAUCAACACCCCCAUCAGUAGAGGUUCCUCUCAGUGCCACUGAGGAGAAAAUAUUUGACGAGUUCUGCGUCAAUCUAGAAUGGGAAAAAGCGGAGGAGGGAUUUGACUGUCUAAUGGAUAUUGAAGACGCUCUUCGAACCGCUCUGCCACUCAUGCGUACGCCUGAACGGUCCACGAGAACUCGUUCUCGUGCUCGACAGGUUUCCUUCUCUCCGUCCUCGUCUCCGCUCUCUUCUUGUCCUCCCUCGCCUGUGCUCGACAACACCGAAACACACUCAUCCGCGAAACUUGUUACCACGACUGGGCCACAGGUUGACGCCACUACUUCUUCGCCCUCGUCUAGCUCUUUGAGAAGGUCGAAGAGAGUAGCUGACGCAUUGGCUGCUAAAUCGAACGUGAGGACUCGGUCCUGCAAACGACGGUCGAAGAACCUUUCUUGAUAGCGUCGAAGUUGGUUUGCUGACAGGUACCAAUUCCCCUUUCCGUCGAUUUUCUUUUUCUCUGUCUCUCUUCUCUCGAUGUGUUAAUACUGCUAUCG